This is a messenger RNA of Hevea brasiliensis (rubber tree), 996 nucleotides long. Its product is annotated as G-type lectin S-receptor-like serine/threonine-protein kinase LECRK4. Gene Ontology annotation, molecular function: ATP binding; protein kinase activity. The transcript has 2 exons. Gene Ontology annotation, biological process: protein phosphorylation. The coding region runs from base 1 to 996 and encodes 331 amino acids. The record is from RefSeq and is a predicted model, not a curated record. NCBI's taxonomy places the organism in Eukaryota, Viridiplantae, Streptophyta, Magnoliopsida, Malpighiales, Euphorbiaceae.
AUGGAAUGGCAGUCAUCUGAUAACAAGUGCAAUCCCACUGGCUUGUGUGGUUCAAAUGCAUACUGUACUCUGGUGGAUCAGGUCACUGCAUGUGCUUGUCCUCCUGUAUAUAAGAAUCAAGAGUGCAGAAAGCAUAAGCUUCCUCUGAGAUUUGGAAAAACUGAACAAAAUAAAUCAGUGGCGACUUAUAUUAAGAUGAGAAUAGGAGAAUUCGGAGGCAAAGAAAGAGGAAUAGAGCCAAAAGCCGGGAAUGAUUUAUCAACUAAGAACAAGAAUGAGCUGCAUAUUGGUAUACUAAUUACUGGUGUUUCAUGUUUAAGUGUUGGGUUAAUUGUCAUAUCAAUAUCAGCCGCCCUUAUUUUCAGACACCGUGCUCGGGAAUGCAAGGCAAUCUCCAAUGAAGCCAGCGAAGGAUUGGUUAUUGAUGUCACUUUAGGAUCAUUUACAUAUGAGGAUCUUGAAAGAACUACCAAUGGCUUCAAGGAGAAGCUGGGAAGAGGAGCUUUUGGGACAGUUUUCAAGGGAGCCUUGUUGAAUGGGCAGACGACCAUUGCUGUUAAGAAACUAGAGAAAGUGAUGGCUGGCGGAGUAGUGGAGUUUCAAAAUGAGAUAAGAUCCAUAGGUAGAACUCACCAUAGAAAUCUUGUCCGCCAGUUUGGUUACUGCCUUGACAAAUCAAAUAUGCUUCUGGUUUACGAGUACAUGAAAAAUGGAUCUCCUACUGAUUUUCUUUUUAAAUCUGAAACAAAGCCUAAUUGUGAAGACAGGAUUCGAAUUGCUUGGGACAUAUCUAGAGGCAUCCAUUACCUACACAAGGAAUGCGAGACCCAAAUCAUCCACUGUGAUAUAAUUUCCAAAAACAUACUAAUGGAUGAACAUUGGAGAGCAAAAAUUUCAGACUUUGGAUUGGCAAAGCUGCUGAUGCCAGACCAAAGCAAGACGCUCACUGGAAUCCGGGGAACAAGGGGAUAUGUUGGCCAGAAAAAAUUUUUCUAA